UGUCGGCGAAGGGUUCUACUGCCAACUUCACUUGUAAAAAAUUUUUUGACGACAGCAAUUUUUCGUCAAUCAUUUUUAUUCUACAAAUAGUUUUGCAUUUUUUGUAAAUUUCAUUUAAUUUUUUAAGAUUACGUUUUUGUUGCAACCUAAAUAUAGAAAACAAGUAUUAAAUACAAAUCAAUUUAAAGCAAUUAACAACGAGUAAAACCUAAAACGUGUGCAGUGAACCAAAACUACCGAAAUUAAAAUAAAAAAGUCUUGCAAUUUUUUCCUAUCAGUUCCAAAACUUGUGUCAUAUAUUCGAUUGUGUGUGAAAUAAAACGAAGUGAACGAUAAGUGAAAUAACAAAACAAGAAAUAAAUUCCGUAACACAGUUGAAAACAGUUUCAAAAUAGGUGAAAAAAUGGUAGAUAAAUUUAUAAAUAUGUGGAAAGUGCGUGAAUUGGCUGACAAAGUCACAAAUGUAGUUAUGAAUUAUACCGAAAUCGAGGGCAAAGUAAGAGAAGCCACUAACGAUGACCCGUGGGGUCCAACGGGGCCUUUAAUGCAAGAAUUGGCUCAUGCAACGUUUUCCUAUGAAACAUUUCCCGAAGUAAUGUCAAUGUUAUGGAAACGUAUGCUAACAGACAACAAAACUAAUUGGCGUAGAACGUAUAAGAGUUUACUAUUGCUAAAUUAUUUGGUACGCAAUGGUUCUGAACGAGUGGUCACCUCAUCAAGGGAACAUAUUUACGAUUUGCGUUCAUUGGAAAAUUACACUUUUACAGAUGAAGGCGGCAAAGAUCAGGGCAUUAAUGUUAGACAUAAGGUAAGAGAACUUAUAGACUUUAUACAAGAUGACGAUCGUUUACGUGAGGAACGUAAAAAGGCUAAGAAAAAUAAAGAUAAAUAUAUUGGCAUGAGCAGUGAUGCCAUGGGUAUGCGCAGCAGCGGUGGCGGCUAUAGUGGUGGCGGUGGUGGCUACAAUGAUGGUGGCUGGAGAACUUCACGUAGUGAUCAUGGUGAUAAUUGGUAUUCCGAUUCACGUUCCGCGGAUCGUUAUGAAGACGAUGAUGCUCAAUAUGAGGGUGAAAAGGAAUUCUCAGAUAGUGAUUCACCGAGUCCUAGAAGAAACUAUCGUUACAAUGACCGAGCCAGUCCUGCAGACAUUGCGACCGAGGUCAAGCCAUCGGGCAAUAUAAACAUGAACAUACGUCCUAAAUCAGCAUCGUCAACAUCAUCGAUAACCAUGUCAACGGGUCCAGUUACAAAGCAACCAAGCCAACACAAACCAUCGGUCGGUAGUAAAAAAAUCGAUAUGGGUGCUGCUGCUAAUUUUGGCAAAACAUCGACUGUACCAUCGAAUGCGGCCGGCAUACAUUCACCCACCCAUCGCGAUACACCUGGUGAAGGCAAUAAUGAUUUAAUAGGCUAUUCCCCCAUUAACAAUAAUACCAUGGGCAUAUCAUCGUCACACGAAAGCAAUACUACAAAUUCAACAACCACCAACGUUAAUAACAACAACGCGCUCGACAGUCUAUUUAAGACCUGCUCGCCUAAAAGUGAAAAGACUCUUAAUAGCGCUGCUAUCAAUGAUGAUUUGGAUGACUUUAAUCCAAGAGCUGCUGAGCAGCAGCAAAAUGAAUUUGGCGAUUUUGCCUCUGCAUUCGGUGGUGUCUCAGCUGAGCCUCCCUCGGCUAGUCUAACAGGCAUCGCUGCAUCUACAAACGAUGAUUUCGCUGAUUUUUCUGCAUUCCAAGGUAGUUCCAGUACAAGCAAUAGUGCAGCUUUAACAUCCAGUAUGGGAGGUUUGGAAGGUAAUUUGUUGACUACAGCUACACCAGCCAAUGACGCAUUUGAUUUGUUUAAUUCCUCUCCGGCUGCUGUUCAUUCCACAAAUACUACAACAACUCUGGGUGCUACCACAGCUACAGAUCUUCUGGCUGGUCUAGGAGAUCUAUCGAUACAUCAAAGUAUGCCAAUGGACAAUAUACUUCCACCAAUUGCCUCAACAGGUAAUACUCUUUUACAACCCGUCAGUGCUAAUAAUAAUACACAACAAUCAUCAUUAAACAACGCCGAUGGAACUACAUCAACUAACAAUAAUAGUGCGUCUACACAAGUCGGUGCUACCUGGGCUGAUAAUUUAAAAGCGGGCAAUUUGAAACUUGACCUAGAUAAUUUAUUAUCUGGCAAGACAAAUAAAACGAAUGCACCGGCACCCUCCAUGAAUGCGCUAAAAGUGCAAAGUCCCAAUGUAACAACACAACAAAUCACAAAUAUCCAACAAGUGCCACUGUCUAUACAAACGCCUGUUAUGGGCAAUUUUGCUGCAUUUGGUGCCCAAACGACUACUCCACGCAUUUCUCCCGGUUUGGGUAGUGCUGCUUUAGUUGGUGGUGGCGCCCCCACAUUUUUCAAUACAACAUCACCAAACAUUCCAUCACAACCACAACAACAAUCACAAUUUGCUAAUUUUAAUCAAAUGAGUAACAUGAUGCAACCACAAAAGGGAUUUGUUAACAAUAACAAUAAUAACAACAAUAAUUUGCAAUCCUUUGAUUUGUUUCAAUGAUAUCUAGUGGCUUAAACUUUUUCUUUUCAUUUUUUUCCGUAUUAAUAACUUGUUUUUUUUUAUUAAUUUAAAUUGCAAAUGCAAAAAAAAUAUAUAUUAUAGUUAUUAUUGUUUUUUCCAUGUAUUUUUUUAUAAUAUAAAUUUAACUUUAAAAUUCCUCUUUAUUUUGCAAUCUUUACUAUGUUCCCAAUCAAUUUAUUUAGCAAAUAUAUAAUUUACAAUUACAAAAAUAUAAUAUAUAUAUAAAUAAUACAUAUUAUGAAUGAAUUAUUAUUAUUAUAUUAGUAUUAAUAUACAAAAAAAAAAUGAUUUUUUAAACAAUUUAAUAUAAAGUGAAAUUGUUGGUUUUUUUAUUCGUUUUAGAUUCGCUUUUUAAACUAAUAUUUUUAAUAGAAAUUUUGAUUUUUCUAGUAAUUUUCAGUUGAGUAAAUCUUAGAUAUGUUUUUUAGAGGUCAUCUUUAUAUAAAAUUUACUUUCAUUCAGUGGAAUUUUAGAAAAAUAUUUUUGUCAUUAAAUGAUCGGAAUUUCAGUUAUUAAGAUAUGCAUUUUAACUGACAUAAGAACGAAAGGAAUUUGAUACCUAUAUAUGAAUUAUUACUUUACGCUGGACAAAAAUACGACUAAUAAGUACAUUAUAUCGCCUCACUUUGUAUGGAAAUUGUGUGUCUCAAUAUUUACCUUCCUUUGUUUUAUGAUGAUUUCCAAAAUAGUCUUGUCGUUCGCGAAUCGAACCGAUUUCAAUAUAUUUAGGUCUAUAAAACAUGUGUCCUACAAAUGUUUUUUUAUAUAAAUGUCAAUUUAGAUGAGAAAUAUUUUAACGUCUACUAUCUGAAGCUGGUUUAAUUUUUCAAUGCUGUGAUUUAUUUAAAAGUUAUUUAAAAAAAAAGUUAUUCACCCUUAUACUGCAUUUCGAUUUCGUUUCAGCAUUCAGUUACGCUACGAUCGAAAAUAGGUAUUCUAACAAAAAAUGAAAUCGUAAGAAAAAGAAGAAGCAAUUCCAUUUUAUUUCAAUGUUUAACGAUUGUGUGUAUUUUGUAAGUUGUUAUUUUAGUGAAGAAGCUUCGAAUCGAAUUGCAGAAUACCAAUGUUGGCAAACGGAAAAAAUUUCGAUUCGAAUUGAAAUGCAGAAUAGGGGUGACUAAACAUUUAAAGCCAUUUAUCUCGAAACGAAUUUUUUGGAACAAUGCCAGUCUUGUAUAAACUCUUAUAUUCUGCAAUUCAAUUCGAAUCGAUUUGACACUACGUCGCUAAAACAUACAAAACGUAGCUACGAUUGUAAUGCAGUAAACACAACAAUCGUAAAACAUUUAAAUGAAAUGGAUUUGUUUCUUCCUUUUUUUCCAUUCUUUUUUUUUUUUGGUGGAAUGCCUCUUUUCAAUCGUUGGUGAAAUGAAAUGGAAAGGCCGAAUAGCAGUAAUACGCUAACGGUCGUUGUGUAACUAAAUGCUUAAAAACAAUCGAGUUUUAGAAUAGGAAAAAUAACUAAAAAUAUGUUUUUUUUUUAUCGUUAACAUAAUGGAAAUAUUCCAGGAAUUACAUUUAAACAAAGGUUUUUUGAAGCCGAUUAAAAUUGGAUACGAUUAAUAAUACUACUUAUUUGUCGUCGACAACAACGUCUAAUUAAUAGACUAAAUGAAACAUUACUUAGAAUUUGUAUUCUUAUCCAAGAUGCAUGAUAUCGUACGAUAUCGUAGUUCAAGAUUUGAUAAAUAAAAAUUAUGAAUGAAGACAUAGGAAUGAGUUUAUUUUGGAAAAUUAUUCAUGAAUUUUAAUUUUAAAAAUUUUGUUAAACAAAUUAAAAACAUUUUUGUAAAUAAGAUUUAUUUAGAGCUUUUAAUCAACAGUAAAUUUGUAAUUCGGACUAAGUAGUGUUAAUAGAUGUGUCUGUAACAAUUGAGGUGUAAGUUAAACUCGGUAUCUUCCUUCCAUCAUGAUAAAUACUACAAUAGUUACUGAAAACCCGACAGAUCUACGUACAUUUUGCUUAGGUAAAAAUCCGAUCAAUAAAGGCCGACAGUCUUAUACAGGCAAGCAACAUGGUGUUAUAACUGUGACACGGUGCUCGCUAAUUAUUUCUAAUUAAAUUUUAAAUUCAACAUAUUUAGAAGAAGCCUUUGUUGUUAUUUUAUUAAAUUAAAUUUGUUUUUAUUUUCCUAAUUGUAUAAAAUUAUACUACUAUAAAUUAUCAAAUAUAAUUUCUAUACAUUUCCCUAAUGUACGAGUAUACUAAGAGUUUUUAAACCGAUAAACAUAUUUGAAUUUAUCAUGAAUUAUUCUUAAAAGAUAAAAUAAACAUUAAAAUGAAAUCAUGUCAUAGACAAAGAAAAAAUGUAAAGAUCGAAAUAAUUAAAAUAAAUUAAAUUGUCAGUUAAGUGAUUCGAAUUUGAUGAAGUCCCUGAUUUAUUUUAAUAAUGUAACAUAUAAUGCAUAUUUUAUUAAUGGUAAUUUUUGAAAAUAUUAUCAUAUAAUUAAAUUAAUAUUACAAUAUACAUAUUUACAAAUAAUAAAAAAUAACAAUUAAAACAAUAUUACUACGUAGUCAUUUGUAAUUAAUUAGUAAUUUAAAAUAAUAUGUAAUUGUAGUUAUGUAUGUGUAUAAAUCAAGGUUGUAAAUGUGUUUUAAAAUACUAUGGUUUAAUUUAAAAGACUCACUUUUACUUGUGGGCAGGUUUAAUGAAAAUAUGUAAGUUUCACUAAUAAAAUCGAAAUUAAUGAAUAGA
This is a messenger RNA of Lucilia sericata (common green bottle fly), 5274 nucleotides long. It is a transcript of the gene lqfR, whose product is annotated as clathrin interactor 1. The coding region runs from base 404 to 2554 and encodes 716 amino acids. Gene Ontology annotation, cellular component: clathrin vesicle coat; endosome; plasma membrane. The transcript is spliced from 7 exons. The record is from RefSeq and is a predicted model, not a curated record. Gene Ontology annotation, molecular function: phospholipid binding; clathrin binding. Gene Ontology annotation, biological process: endocytosis. Lineage: Eukaryota; Metazoa; Arthropoda; Insecta; Diptera; Calliphoridae.